UAACUGAAAUCUUGGACGUGCCUCUCGUCCCCACCACCACCAGUCGCCGGGAUGCGAAGCGGCCGUUGGUGGGGCGGCGGUGCGCACGCCCCAACCGUCAGGGUGCCCACUCCUCCUCUUCCUUUAAAGCUCGCCUCAUCCUCCUCUCCCUCUCCCCCAUAAACCCACGCCGCGAGCCGCGGAGACCCUCGCGAUGGCCACCAAUCGCCGCGGCGGCGGCAGGCUUCCUGGCAACGGCGAUUUCGCCGCAAUGGCUGCUCGUGGAAGAGGGGGUAGUUGGAUCAAGACACCAGGGCAAGCAGCUGGUCGGGGACAAAGGGCACCAGUGAGUUCCUCAUCAAAUGCUUCACCUGCUAUAGCACGGCAAGCUUGGAAUCGCAAUGAAGGUUCUUCAUGUCCUCCGUGGAACAACUCUACUGUACCUUCUGAUCGUAGGCCUACUGCCAGAGACAAUCCCAAGCCACCAUCACAAACAAAUUCAAGAGAACCAGAAAGGAAAGCAGUACCAAACUAUGUUGUGACUCCACCUCUGGCAAAUGGUUGGAAGUGGAGGUCUCGACCAUCUGGUCCGGAAAGCAACAAGGUCAAUGUUCCCUCAUCUAGUUUUGACCCUGAAAUUGACAGUUCUGAUGUUGAGGAUUCGUCAGACGAUGAUAUGAGUGAUGAGUAUGACUCUGAUGCAAGUGCAAAAAGUUUUAAGACCCGGAAAAUGAACAAGUGGUUCAAAAGCUUUUUUGAAGAGAUCAAUUCCUUAACUGUGGAACAAGUAAUUGAGCCGAAUAAGCAAUGGCAUUGUCCAGCAUGCAAAAACGGUCCUGGGGCAAUUGACUGGUUCAAAGGGCUACAAUCUUUGGUGACACAUGCUAGUACAAAGGGCUCUAGAAGGGUUAAACUCCACAGAGAAUUGGCAGCAUUGCUAGAAGAUGAGAUGUCCGGCAGGGGAACUACAAUGGUCCCAUCUGGCGAGCAGUUUGGGAAAUGGGCAGGGUUGAGAGGAGUCACUGAUCGUGAGAUAGUGUGGCCACCAAUGGUUAUUGUCAUGAACACCUUAUUGGAAAAAGAUGAUGCUGACAAGUGGAUAGGCAUGGGCAACCCAGAACUACUUGAUUAUUUCAGUGAAUAUGAUCCAACCAAAGCACGCCAUUCCUAUGGUCCAGGUGGGCACCGUGGCAUGAGUGUGCUAAUAUUUGAAAGCUCAGCUGUGGGUUAUAUGCAUGCAGAACAUCUGCACAAGCACUUCGUAAGUCAAAAUACAGACAGGGAUGCAUGGCAGAAAAAAAUGCCUCGAUUCUUACCAGGUGGCAAAAGGCAAUUAUAUGGUUUCUUAGCCAAAAAAGAAGAUAUGGAAGAUUUCAAUAAGCAUUGCCAGGGAAAGAGUCGUCUAAAAUAUGAUAUGAGGUCUCAUAAUGAGAUGGUAGUGCUACAAAUGAAACAAAUGAGCGAAGAAAAUCAGCAGCUGCAUUUGAUGAAGAACAGGAUGGUUAAGACAGAGCAAUACAAAAAAUCUGUAGAAGAAUCGUUUUGUGAUUUGGCCCAGAAAUAUCGAGAGAUUAUGGCAGAGAAAAAAGUCCUCAUUGAUAGAGUCGGAGAGAAGCACUCAGAUCAUGAGGAAGAGAUGCAUUCGCAGGAGAAAUUUUUCUUUGAUCAGAUAGAAAACAUUCAGAAGGCCAUGGAGGAGAAAGAAGCUGAAUUUGAUGAGUUACUGCAAGUGGAGAGUGCUAAAUUUGAGAAGUUGCUGCAGGAGGAGCGUGCUGAAUCUGAAAAGUUGCUUCAGGAGGAGCGUGCAAAGGCUAGACAAUGUGAUGUUGAUUCUGGGACUAGCGAAAACUGCAGGCUAAGGAAGGAACAAGCACAGCGUUUCAUAGAUUGCCAUGUCAAGGACGUGGAGGACUUCAAGGCUGAAAGAGAUGAACUGAUAAAAGCGCACGAGAAGAAGAAGGCGGAGCUCGAGAAGGAGCUCGAUGCUGCUCUCACGGCUCUGAUGGAGAAACACAAGCCAGACACCUUCCAGGCCUCCAACUCGUGAUGCUCAUAAAACCUGAACCCUAUAUGUAUGUCAAUGAUCAGGAGACCUGAACCAGUGGAGUGUUGAGUGUAUCGGUAGCAUUUGUUACCAUCAUCUAAUAAUUGCUUCGAAAUCCGUUUUUAAGCAUAUCCACUAUCCAGGUUC
This is a messenger RNA of Lolium perenne, 2170 nucleotides long. Its product is annotated as protein SUPPRESSOR OF GENE SILENCING 3 homolog. Lineage: Eukaryota; Viridiplantae; Streptophyta; Magnoliopsida; Poales; Poaceae. The record is from RefSeq and is a predicted model, not a curated record. Gene Ontology annotation, biological process: defense response to virus; regulatory ncRNA-mediated gene silencing.